CGAAACUCCUUGAUGUAGAUUUUACUCGCCUCGGACAGAUCGUCUUGUGUACUUCCGUAUCUACCGCCGGAGGUUACUCGUCCUGUAUCCGUUGCAUGCAAUUCUCGAUCUGUUCGACACACAUUCGGCUGUCUACUCUGACCGACCGAUGGCAUGGAUAUACAAGGAGGUCGCCGGCAGGAUGCUCGCUAUAUCCAACACAUCAGUGAAACAUCCUCGGUUCAAGAAAGGUGGCAAAUUGCUGCGGGCGAGUCCAAUCGCGCUACACGCAGCUAUGGUCCGAUCCAGGAAGCAGAGAUGCACACGCUCUUCGAACGAAAUCAUAUCGAUAGGGCGAAAUCCGGUCGUCACUGAUGCACAUUACACUGGCCAGAAAUGCAGGAGCUGUCACUUUUAAAGGUCAUCUAUGGAUGGAUUGUGCAGAGAACGACGACUAAUUCGUGUCGCUCAUGGGGGAGUCCUUGAAGGUGAAAGGUGGACAGGUCGCUAAGUUG
Messenger RNA from Laetiporus sulphureus 93-53, 494 nucleotides. RefSeq lists its product as uncharacterized. Lineage: Eukaryota; Fungi; Basidiomycota; Agaricomycetes; Polyporales; Laetiporaceae. The transcript is spliced from 3 exons. The record is from RefSeq and is a predicted model, not a curated record. Bases 149 to 397 code for a protein of 82 amino acids.